AUGGUGAACGGGACGGUGCGGGAGGAGCUGAUCGCCAGCAAGACGUGCGAGGAGAUCCUGCAACUGGCCACCAAGCUGGCCCGCCAGUCCGGCCUCGACAUCGUGCGCAUCCGCAAGCCCUUCCACACCGACAGCCCCAGCAUCCAGGGCCAGUGGCACCCCCUCACCAACAAGCCAUCCGCCCUCACCGUCCAGGGCCCGCGCCUGCAGCCCAAAUAA
Chaetura pelagica (chimney swift) is the source of this 219-nucleotide messenger RNA. RefSeq names its product mitochondrial ribosomal protein L43 (gene MRPL43). The record is from RefSeq and is a predicted model, not a curated record. Gene Ontology annotation, molecular function: structural constituent of ribosome. Bases 1 to 219 code for a protein of 72 amino acids. NCBI's taxonomy places the organism in Eukaryota, Metazoa, Chordata, Aves, Apodiformes, Apodidae. Gene Ontology annotation, cellular component: mitochondrial large ribosomal subunit. The transcript has 2 exons. Gene Ontology annotation, biological process: mitochondrial translation.